Messenger RNA from Taeniopygia guttata (zebra finch), 1418 nucleotides. Lineage: Eukaryota; Metazoa; Chordata; Aves; Passeriformes; Estrildidae. The record is from RefSeq and is a predicted model, not a curated record.
GGGGGUACGAGAGGACAUCGGCACCGGGACUGAGGUACCAGCGGCUGUCGGGACCGGGGAUACGAGUGGACAUCGGCACCGGGACCGGGGCGUCCCGGGGCUGCCGGUAUGGCGGGCCGGGGCCGCGGCCGCGGCCGGGGGCAGAUGACGUUCAACGUGGAAGCCGUGGGCAUCGGCAAGGGGGACGCGCUGCCGCCGCCCACGCUGCAGCCCGCGCCGCUCUUCCCGGCCCUGGAGCGCCGCGCUGCGCCCCUGCCUGGGGGCGAGGAGGGCGAGUACAUGCUGGCCCUGAAGCAGGAGCUGCGCCGGGCCAUGAGGGGACUCCCCUACUUCGUCAAACCGGGGGCUCCCCGCAGAGACAUCGAGCGCUACUCUGACAAGUACCAGCUCUCCAGCCCUGUGGACAACGCCAUUGACUGGAACCCAGACUGGAGGCGGCUCCCACGGGAGUUGAAGAUCCGCGUGCGGCGGGUGCGGAAAGGCCGGACCACUGCCCUUGUCCCCAAGCAGCGCGUGGCACUGGACAAGGAGGAGGCUCUGAAGAAGCUGGAGAGCCUGGAGAAGAAGGAGGAGGAGGUGACAUCAGAGGAGGAAGAGGAGAAGGAGGAGGAAGAAGAGGGAAAGGAGGAGGAGGAGGAGGAGUACGAUGAGGAGGAGCACGAAGAGGAGACCGACUACGUCCUGUCCUACUUUGACAACGGGGAGAGCUUCGGCCCCGACAGCGACGAUAACGGCGAUGAGGCGGUGUACUGAGCUCCAAAACGGGGACACCCCAAAACGGGGACAUACCAAAAGUGGGGACACCCUGAAAUGGGGACACUCUGAAACGGGGAUACCCUGAAACAGCAACACCCCAAAAAUGGGGACACACCAAAGCGGGGACACCCUGAAACGGGGACAUCUGAAACAGGGACACCCGGAAACGGGGGCACCCGGAAACGGGGACACCCCAAAAACGGAGACACACCAAAAGUGGGGACACCCUGAAACGGGCACGGCCCCAUAGCCCUGACACCCCAUCCCUGGGUUGUGGGGCACCCCAAAAACGGGAACACCUCAAAACGGGCACUGCCCCACAGCCCUGGCACCACUGUUACCCCCAGGCUGUGGGGCACCCCUGUUAUCCCUUGGGGACAUUGGGGUCCCUGCCACCUCCCCAGGACAGUGGGGACACCCUGUAACCCCUUGGGGACAUUGGGGUCCCUGUCCCCCCUCUGGGGGUCGCGGGGUCCCCUGGCUGCCUGUCAUUCUCCUUUUCACCACCAGGUGGCGCCGGUGGCCCAGGCCCGGAGGGGCGGGACCCCCCCCAAACCCCCAAAUUUUGGUUUGGUUUUUGGGGGGUUUUUUUGGGUUUUUUUUUAUUUUUUAUUUUGGUGGAUUUUGUGUGAAUCAAAGAGAAUUUGGGUAUUUCUGGCUCA